CUCUUGAAUUUAUGUUUAAAAACGUUAUAUUAUUUAGGAGAAAUAUAUUUUUUACCAAAUUUGGUAGAGAUUCAUACAGGAAUUUAUUAACUACAAAAUGUAAAACUAAUUAACAUACUCAACUCCAAGCAGAUAGGUAAUUCAAAAAUAAGAAUUACUUACACACAUUUUUUAUUCGUAGUUAUUAAUAAUUAUUGUAUUAGGCGCAGGUGAUAGUGAAUUAGGUUUAGCACAAGUGUAUUGAUGAUUAUUUGACACAUGUUAAAUAAAAAACAACAGCUUCAAAAGAAUAUUGUACUAUAAUUUACUAUUCAUUUACAUAAAUGAAUGUGUUUUUUAAAAAUUUUACUAUAAAUGUUUCAAAGAAACUCUUUCUUCAUGAAAAAUUCAUAACAUUGCUUUUAGGAAUACGGAGUGUGUUUGACUUUUCUCUACAAAUUUAACAAUAUUUAUAAUUAAACAACUGUAAUUAAAAAAAAAACGAGUAUUUAAGAAUCCUGCAUCGAAAAAGUGUCAACGGUAAUAUGAACACCCCCAAUAAAAGCUCCCGUAAAGCUUGUGAGCUUGGCAUACUUGACAAAUCAAUAGGAUAAAAAACUUUAUGCCAGUCUUACUCAACGCGUAUACAACAGCAGGAUAACGGUGCAAAAUUAUAGCGGCGAUUACUAACAGUUAUUUGGUUGAUUUCAAAAGGAAAACCCUCUUAAAAAGAGGUUUCCGAAAGAAAAUAACACUUAAAGCAGUUUUGAAGCCUCAGCAAAAUGCGUGGACUCGUCGAGGAUACGAAAAAGACCAAGUUGUCGUCCGCCAACAACAACAACGUCAGCAGCAGCAGUAGUGCCAGCAAUCGCAUAAAAUCAGCGAAUACAGUGGCAGGAUCCAGUGCCAGCAGCACGAGUUCGAAGCCAUUAAGGAGUGCGGUGAAAACGCCAACAAUGAGCAGCACGACGUCAUUGGGAGCAGGUGCAGCUGUGGCCAAGAAGGCGCCUCAAACGGGGCAACAACAAGUUGGCAAGUCUGCAAAGUCCUCGGCGUCAGCAGCAACAACAACUGGAACAACAGCAACAACAAGGGCAGCAGCGGCGGCGGCCAAAACUCAAAAGGGUCACAAUCCACCCCCACCACAAGUGCAACCGAAGCAGCAGCAGCAACAGCAACAACAACAGACACAGCAGCAACCCUUAGUGUUGCAGCAACAACAGCAACACCAGGCGAACAACAGCAGCAACACGAUUGCCCUGCCAAAAGCCUCACAUGCCAACACCAGCGAGGAGUUGGCCGGCGGUGUCCAGGACACCAUUUACCUGUGCAACUUUCGGGUGUCCGUCGAUGGCGAAUGGCUGUGCCUCAAGGAGCUGCAGGACAUUGAUGUUGCCGGCGGAACAGGCAACCAGGCAGCACAAUCCAGUGAAAAACAGGGAGGCACCUCGAACACAGGUUUUGGAUCGAACUUUAGCACAGGAUCCAACUCCAGCAAGCGCAACAGCAAGCGCUUCUCCGGAUUGUCCGCAGGAAGUGGUGGUGGAGGAAACGGCGGCGGCGGAGGAGGCGGCGUUCUGGACAUCACGGACAAUGGUAUUAUGGCAAUUGAAAACCUUAUCGGACGCCGGCUGUGCGACAUGGUCCACAGUGGCUCCUCGGCACUCGGCCAGUCCCAGUCGCACUCCCAGUCGCAGCACCAGAGUGUCGGCCUCUUCGCCGAGUGGUCGCAUCUCUCCCGGGAUACGGCGGAGAUCGAACGCAGCAACCUGGUGAACAUCUGCAAGCUGGUGGUCAAGGAGCUGUUGGAGCAGUCGCUGCGCUACGGCCGCAUGCUGGACUCCGAUCACCUGCCGCUGCAGCACUUCUUCAUCGUCAUCGAGCACGUCCUGGGACAUGGUCUGCGGCCCAAGAAGGGUCUCCUCGGGCCGCGCAAGGAGCUGUGGGACCUGCUGCAGAGCGUCGAGCACUACUGCCCGGAGGCGCAGGAUAUAACGGCGAGUGUGAGGGACCUGCCCACAGUUCGGACCCACAUCGGCAGGGCGCGGGCCUGGCUGAGGAUCGCUUUGAUGCAGAAGAAGCUGUCGGACUACCUGCAGGCCCUCAUUGAGCACAGGGACGAUUCGCUGUACGACUACUACGAGCCGCAUGCUCUGAUGAUGAGCGACGAGAUCGUUGUGAUAAUGGGCAUUCUAGUGGGCUUGAACGUGAUCGAUUGCAAUCUGUGCGUCAAGGAGGAGGAUCUGGACUCCCAGCAAGGCGUCAUCGAUUUCUCGCUGUACCUGCGUUCUAGUUCAAGAAAUGCUGAUGCCGCUCCAGAGGACAGUGCUCCGCCUGCUCUGCUGGAUGGCACUGGUCAGGGCAACAUGAUUGCGGUGCUGGACCAGAAGAACUACAUUGAGGAGCUAAACAGGCACCUAAACGCCACUGUGGGCAAUCUGCAGGCCAAGGUGGAGUCGCUAACGACCACGAAUGCCUUGAUGAAGGAGGAUUUGGCCAUUGCUAGAAAUAGUUUGUUGGCCCUCCAGGCCGAAAACCAGGCCAUGCGGCAAUCCACUCCGGCAGCGGACAACAACUCCACUGGUUCUGGGGGCUCCUCCGAUAAGGACAAGGAGAAGGCAUCCGAGGAGCUGGUUGAAGAGCGCCGCAAGACCAGCGAACUGGAGAAGGAGCUCAAACUGCAGGUGUCCCUCAAGGCCGAAUCCGACAUGGCCAUGAAGCUGCUGGAGAAGGAUAUCCACGAAAAGCAGGAUACGAUUAUCUCGCUGCGUCGCCAACUGGACGAUAUCAAGCAGAUCAACCUGGAAAUGUAUCGCAAGCUGCAGGAAUGUGAAGAUGAACUCACACAGAAGGGCGAGAUGGUCUCGCGCCUGCAAACGAAAGCCUCACAAAUUGGUAACAUUUUACAAUCGCUAGAAAAGAAAUACGAAUCGAAGCUCGUCGACCAGCAUCACCAUGGACCGGGACCGGGACUUGGAGGUGGGGUCGGAGCCAUUGGCGGAGACCGCUCCCCCAACACACGGCGACAGCAGAAUCUGGAGAAAUUCGAGGCGCUCACCAAGAAGCACAAGCAGGACGCUGGUCCGCCCAUGAAGAGGAUGCACCUCAAGAUGGACGCCUUUCCGCCCUUCGAUCCCAGCAAGUACCGCAAGUCGCCGCGUCAGCCAGAUGCCCCGGAUCCGCAGGAACAGCAGGAGAACAAGGUUGCCAAAACGCCCACGUCCGCCAAGUCCCUGAACGAUGAAUUGGCCGAGGCGGCGGCCGAGGUCAGCCAGCACUUUGGCGUGGAUGCGUCCCAAAGCGAUUACGUCCUGUGCCGGGAGCAGACGGCCGAAGGAGAUACUUAAACAACAGCUAAAUGUAGAAUAUAUGUUUAUAUGGCCAGUUUCGGUUUUCACAUUCACGGAAUUAGUAGGUUAUAAAUUGAUAAACCUAUCCAUUUUUCACAAAUCUAUACAGUCCAUAGGUUUGAUUUCAGAUCUCUAAAAUUAAGUUUAUAUUAUUUCUGAAUGUACUUAGUGACUGACCGCAUUUAUACUUAGUUAACUUUAUUUUAUAACCCAUAUUUAAACGUCUGGACACUGAAUGUAAAACAAUAUUAUUGCGAGUUCAAUUUAAAAGUUAUUAAAUGAAUUAGUGCCUACAUUUGGAAAAUCUGUACUUAUAAAUUCUUUACCCAAUAUAGACCUAAUAUCAAUAUACUUUGUUUUAAUUAAAAACAAAAUGCAUAUGUGAAAACUUGAACAGGCCUUUAUUGCUCCCACAUCCUUCAGACCUGGGUCACCACUCAAAGUCCGCGUCCAGGUCCAGAACGGAACUAAAAGUGCAACUGCUUAACAAGACUCCCAAAGGUGGAGUCCACAACUAAUAAAUUAAAGAAACCUAUAGCUCUAUAGCCCGUGUGUGUACCAUAUAGGAUGCCUUUAUUCCGUAGACCAGAUCCCCUAAAGGACAAGAAUACCAGUAUACAAAUUGUUAAAGGUUUUGAAUUACUAAUGUAUGCAACCUGUUAGCUAAAUUAUCUUCCUAGACCCCUUUAAAAACAAAGAUUAAAUACGAUUAUAAUAUAACAACGUAUGUAUGUAUAUAUGUAUUGUGCGAUUAAGAGGCUUCAGAUGUUUAUUAUACAUAUGUAUGUACAUAUGGAUCCCCACGCAACAGCUUAUAUUGUAAUUAUACACUCAGCCUAGUCAAAUAAAAGUAUUGUAAUUAUAUGAACACAUAUAGAGACUAUAUGAAUCUACAAAUCCAUGCAAUGUACUAUACGCGUUGGAGCAUCAGCCUAUAUUCUAAUACUCGUACUCCCCUAAAUCGAUCCCAGAGAAAUAAAAUUUAUCCGAA
Drosophila rhopaloa is the source of this 4320-nucleotide messenger RNA. RefSeq names its product protein RUFY3. The coding region runs from base 762 to 3326 and encodes 854 amino acids. The transcript is spliced from 6 exons. Gene Ontology annotation, cellular component: cytoplasm. Gene Ontology annotation, molecular function: metal ion binding. The record is from RefSeq and is a predicted model, not a curated record. Lineage: Eukaryota; Metazoa; Arthropoda; Insecta; Diptera; Drosophilidae.